This is a messenger RNA of Olea europaea var. sylvestris, 744 nucleotides long. RefSeq names its product succinate dehydrogenase subunit 7B, mitochondrial-like. The coding region runs from base 90 to 389 and encodes 99 amino acids. Lineage: Eukaryota; Viridiplantae; Streptophyta; Magnoliopsida; Lamiales; Oleaceae. The record is from RefSeq and is a predicted model, not a curated record. The transcript has 4 exons.
CCCAUCAAUAAUUGCGGAGCACUUUCAACAGUCUCAGAUUACCAUCUCGGGUGGCUCCCUCUACAUUUUUUGGUCAAUUCUUGAAAGGAAUGGCAUUUUUACUGAAGGAAACUGCUCUUUCUAAACUCAGAAUCCAUUCCCAGAAGGCUGAUAAUUCAUUAACGCUAUCAAGGCGCGGAUUUCACGUCGAACCUGGGACUCGUGAGAAGGCUCUCUUAGCGGAGGACCCAGCAUUAAAACGCUUCAAAUCUCAUAAGAAAAGUGUGCGGCGCCUCAAAAUAAUCGGAGAUGCUCUGACCAUCAUAGUUGUAGCCGGGUGUUGCUAUGAGAUCUACGUAAAAGCAACAAUGCGAGAAGAAGCUCGUAAACAGGCAAACAAGAAUGCUUGAUGGUGUAAUAGCUUUUAAAAUGCACAUUCAAUGGCUUUCUUGAUAUAUUAAAGGAAUCGAAUGUGCAAGGGAAUCAAAAUCAAGUAGUUUCAAUAUUUUAGUACAUCAGACUUGUUUUUUAACCCUCUCUUGUGGUGAUGCGGAAAAUAAAGUGGUUUAAGAUGUACAGGUGAUUUCUGAAAUGACAAUAAUCGAAUGGCAAUGGAAUGUUAUGCACUCGUUUAUCAAUUUUGUGUCCAGCACUGUAAGGCAAAUGCUAUGAGAGAGUUCAUUGUGGUUUUUCUUCCUGUCGAUGUUUGAUUCCAUAUAUUUUUGUUCAAUUAAUAACUUGUAUCAUUAUUUUUUAAGGCAGAUA